GUGCUUUUUAGUAGUCAUUUGAAGUGAGACACGGAGAGGAAGAGGAGAGAGAUGGCGGCGGCGAUGCAGUGGUGCGGCGUGAUGACGCGACGGAUUAUGAUGGCGCAGAGUACGCCUGGAGCAGUGACGAAGUAUUCUUCGUUAUCCCCGGCGGCGGCGGCGAUGGAAGUGUGCGGGAGAGGGGAUAGUAAGACGAAGAAAGGGAAAAGGUUCAAAGGAUCGUACGGUAACUCGAGAGGGAAGAAGCAGAAGAUGAUUGAGAGGAUCAAAGACAAGCUCGAGGUUCCCAGGUCCACUCCUUGGCCUCUCCCUUUCAAGCUCAUCUGAAGAAAUUUCACUAUCGUGCUAUAAAAAAAAAUGUCGCCUUUAGUGAUGAGUUCUCACUUCUUUAAACUGUCUGUAUACUUACUUCUUCUUCUUUUUCUUCAUGAAGUGUUGAGUAUAAACUCGUCUGUGCUUUUUUGUUUGAUUGAAUAAAAUGUUACUGGAUCAGUA
Molecule: messenger RNA, 495 nt
Organism: Raphanus sativus (radish)
Lineage: Eukaryota; Viridiplantae; Streptophyta; Magnoliopsida; Brassicales; Brassicaceae
Product: 30S ribosomal protein S31, mitochondrial
Exons: 1
Coding region: 52-327 (91 amino acids)
Biological process (GO): plastid translation
Cellular component (GO): plastid; ribosome
Source: RefSeq, a predicted model, not a curated record